GCCUGGUCUUGUUUGUCCGAAAUAACCGCCCAGAGGCGUUACCAAGAUGGCUGUCGAGUGGCAGGACUAGCCUGUUGCUGCUGGUUGCAGGGCCCUGUGGAGCAGAAGAGCUGUGCCAUUCCCCCUUUUUUCCUCUCAUGCCCUCCCCAGUGUGUUUCCCUGCGUGUUAGUGACCCCGCGUCCCCACCUACCCCCCCCCACCUGAUCCCUCCUGUCGUGUCGCACACUCCUGCCCGAAGCCCCCCUCUUACCCCAUGCUUGGGACAAAGCCAGCUCACUGCCAGCCCAAUGACUGCCUGGAUCGUCCUGCCUGUCAGCCUGUCUGCCUUCUCCAUCACAGGGAUAUGGAUAGUUUACGCCAUGGCUGUGAUGAAUCACCACGUUUGUCCUGUGGAGAACUGGUCUUACAAUGUAACGUGCACAGAGGAGCUGCCCCGUCCAGGCUUCCCCAAGACAUGCUGCACCCUCCAGGACAUCCCCCUCAUAAGUAAAUGUGGCUCCUUCCCUCCUGAAAGCUGCCUGUUCAGCCUGAUCGGCAACCUUGGAGCAUUCAUGGUGGUGAUGGUGUGCUUUCUGCGCUACGCCCAGGUGAUCGAACACAGCCACCGAUGCUGGGUGAACACCAGCGCUCUGGUGUCUGGCUGCACCAACGCUCUGGGUCUGGUCAUGGUGGGCAACUUCCAGGUUGAUCACGCCAAAUCUCUACACUACGUUGGGGCCGGCGUGGCAUUUCCAGCAGGGCUGCUGUUUGUGUGCUUGCAGUGUGUGCUCACCUACCGGGUGGCUGUGACUGCCCUCGACUACUGGAUGGCCCAUUUCCGAGUGGCUCUGGCACUGGGAGCCAUGGUGUCCCUCGUCCUCAGCGGCAUCUUCUUCAUCCACGAGAGCUUCAUCCUUCAGCACGCCGCGGCCAUCUGCGAGUGGGUCUUCACGGUGGACAUCCUCAUCUUCUACGGCACCUUCACCUACGAGUUUGGCACCGUCACCAGCGAGACCAUGAUGGCAGGCCUGCAGCAGAGUCACCACCUCGGCUCCGGGGUUAUGAUGGGCUCCAGGUCCCGGGGCUCGACUCUGGGCGGGGCGACUAAGGGCCUCAAGUCCCCCGGGGGAAGCAGCACAUCCACACAUCUCAACUGUACGCCAGAGAGCAUAGCCAUGUUGUAGCUCUGCACAAAGGUGUGAACUGCAGAGGUGCUUCAUGGCCCCCCCCCCCAGGCAGGACAACAGAGGCAGCAUGUGGAGGGAGUUCUGAUAUCUUUUGACCAUUUGAACCAACACCAAGUUAUCCCAUCUGUUAUGCUGUACCAUCUUUUUCUUUUCUUCUACCCCCCCCCCCCC
This is a messenger RNA of Micropterus dolomieu (smallmouth bass), 1338 nucleotides long. RefSeq names its product transmembrane protein 150A-like. The record is from RefSeq and is a predicted model, not a curated record. Gene Ontology annotation, biological process: protein localization to plasma membrane. NCBI's taxonomy places the organism in Eukaryota, Metazoa, Chordata, Actinopteri, Centrarchiformes, Centrarchidae. Bases 289 to 1164 code for a protein of 291 amino acids. The transcript is spliced from 8 exons.